AUGGCCAGUUCUCAGGGACUGCUGACAUUCGAGGAUGUGGCCAUAGAAUUCUCUCAGGAAGAGUUAAUAUACCUGAACUACAGUCAACGCGAACUAUACAGGGAUGUGAUGUUAGAGAACUACGGACACCUCCUUUUCUUAGGUCUUAUUGUGUCAAAGCCAGACCUGGUCAUCUUUUUGGAACACAAGAAGGGUGUCUGGGCCGUGGAGAGAAAGGAGACAGUAGCUACACACCCAGGUAGGUGGGAAUGAAGCGGAUGACAGAGGUGAGGUCCAGUCGUGAAGGAGGAAUUGGACCUCAGAAUGUGG
Messenger RNA from Prionailurus viverrinus (fishing cat), 309 nucleotides. Its product is annotated as KRAB domain-containing protein 5-like. Lineage: Eukaryota; Metazoa; Chordata; Mammalia; Carnivora; Felidae. The transcript has 3 exons. Gene Ontology annotation, biological process: regulation of DNA-templated transcription. The record is from RefSeq and is a predicted model, not a curated record. The coding region runs from base 1 to 252 and encodes 83 amino acids.